AUGUCUCUUAGCAACAACCAAACCCAAUUCGUAACAGUUUUCGUUCCAAUCCAAUUAUCAAUUGAUGUUUUCAGAAAAAUGAACAACAUCAAUUCUUUUGUUAAUGACAACCUCACCAACUUUCCAAUUGUAACUGUUGACCAACUUAUCAAAGUUGUCAACAACAACAACAACAACAACAACAACAACAACAACAACAACAACAACAACAACAACAACACUUCAAUUUCCAACAAUGGCGACAUCAACAAUUGUUUGGCUACCUUUGAACAAGUCCAAAACAAUUGUUUUGAAACUUGUGAUUUCAAGGCUACAGAAAGGGAGCAUUAUUUUGCCAGUGGCAAACAAAUACAAGAAUCAGUUUUGCCAGAAGAAGAAGAAGAGAAGAUUUCCGUCAACAACUUUGCCAUGGUUACCGUCGAACCAAACAAUUGUUUUGUCAAGGCCCAACAAAUUAACUCUGUUGCUCCAUUGUCAUUGGAUAAUAGAAAUUGUGUUAGAAGGGCUCACAGGGAGGUCAAUACUUUUGUACAGGUGUUUGAUGUUUGUGUUUUUAAUCUCAAAGUUGUUAAUGUUGCCACCAAUGAAAGUCAAGUCAAUCUCUUUAAUGGGGGCAAUGUUGAAAACAUUUGUUUUGAUCGUUCUAUACAAAUGCCACGUUCAUCAGCAGAUGAUUUUGAUUGGUCGUCACAACAACAAUCCUCUUGGUAUUCACUUGCUCUCUCCAUUAUCCCAAUUUAUCAUGAAAUUAUCAUUAGUUCUUUGCAAUUGGUUAGUAGUUGCCUUUUACAAGUAUUGGCAGCAUCAGCAACAAAAGCAACUACCUCCACAUCCACUCAACAUCAUCGUUCCCAAUGUUUCCAAAAGAAUUGCUGUAAACCUCAACAAUCAAUUAAUAAGUCUUACCUUUACCAACUUCCUAAAAAACAUCUUCUUCUUAAACAACAACAACAACAACAACAACAACAACAACAACAACAACAACAACAACAACAACAACAACAACAACAACAACAACAACAACAAAACCAACAACAACCAAUUAAAUCUUUCUAAAGAGAUUUGUAAUGAAAAUCUCAAUUUCGAAGAAUUUAACUUUGAAGAUGAAAGUGUAUGCAAGUACAAUAGAUUGACAAACUCCUGUGAAAAUAUAUCAAAAAUACAACAAGUCAAUGAGGAAUCAGAAUUACUAGAUUGGUUCUCUGAUUUUGAAGAAAUGGAUUCAGUUUUAUUACAGAACGGAACCGAGUUUGACAAUGAUCACCCAAUGGUAAAGUCACAGGCUCCAUCCAUUACUUUUAAGAGUUUGGAUCAAUUUAUAAAAUAUUUAGAAGAGAAUAACUGUGUUGAUGAUAUCGAAGUUUCUCCAUGCUCAAAGUCCCAUACAUUCAAUAGACCAGUUUCAACACCACGUCUAAUUAUUAAACCAACAUGGUGUGUCUAUGGUGACUCAUUAAAUACUGAAUUCUUCCACUCUUGUCUAAAGGAUAAAACAUGUGGUGAUAUUAUUGUGGACCACUUUGAGCCAUUGGUCUCCUCACCAACAGACUUUUUAUUAUCAAAUGGUGGCCAAAGAAUUUUAGAUACACCAAAUGCUGGUGGUUCAUCCGUUUGGUCAGAGGUAUUAUCAUUUGAAGUAUUAAAUCAAGUUUUUGGUGCACAAUUAAAGAAAACUGAAACUGAAAUUGAAUAUGCUCCAGGUUCAAAAAUUACAGAUUUCUCUGUUGAUAUUAACAAUAGUCAUAUUGGAGUUUCUGUGGUAAGAAUAAUUAACUUUUUCGAUCUCAAUGGAAGAACGUACAAAGCUGUUUUCACACCAGAAUAUGCUCGAAAUCUUUUGUACAAAAAGUUAUUUGGUGUCAUUGCCUCCACUGAAGCGGUUGUUGAUAAAUGGGAAAAACAAAUUCUUUAUGUUUGGACUACAUCUUCUUGUGUCGCCGAUAUAAUUGUUCAAGAAUAUUGGAAAGUUCCAGCAAAGUUAAGAUCAAAUACUUUAGUUUAUGUUAAUCAUGCAACAAACUCUGAAUUUUUAUUUUAA
Dictyostelium discoideum AX4 is the source of this 2038-nucleotide messenger RNA. RefSeq lists its product as hypothetical. Lineage: Eukaryota; Evosea; Eumycetozoa; Dictyosteliales; Dictyosteliaceae. The annotation marks the transcript as partial. The transcript has a single exon. The record is from RefSeq and is a predicted model, not a curated record.